Messenger RNA from Pelobates fuscus (common spadefoot toad), 887 nucleotides. RefSeq names its product cilia and flagella associated protein 77 (gene CFAP77). Lineage: Eukaryota; Metazoa; Chordata; Amphibia; Anura; Pelobatidae. The transcript has 6 exons. Bases 120 to 842 code for a protein of 240 amino acids. The record is from RefSeq and is a predicted model, not a curated record.
GGGAGGUGUUGGUGGGGCAGGUUGUGUGACCCUGAAGGAAAUUCAUAUUAGUAUUUUAAUACUGUAAUAAGUCAGAAGGUGGCCAGAAUAUCAGUACCAGCUAAUAAAGAGCCAGCAAGAUGGAGAAUGAGAGAUUUGGAGUGAUUAGAGAUUCAAUGGAGAGUAACCAACUUCUGCAAAAGGCUGAACUUGGAAAGAUUAAGAAAAGAUGCUUCACGUUACCAGGCUCAGAUUUCACCUAUGGACUGAACAGCUUUUUAAAAGAAGGCGGAGUAGCUGCAGCAAUAGGUCAAUGGCAGACUAUGGACCCCAGAGCUCCAGCUCAACAAAGGAAACUACAACCCCACUAUGUAGCCCUAAACCGCGAAGCUGUGAAAUCUGGCCUGGUCACAGCUGCUGAACAUCAAGCAUACCGUAACACCCAUGAGAUCUGGCGUCCAGUCUACAAAGGGCAUCUUCACCAUCCUACUAUGACGUUCCCCCCUGGAACAACCUUCGGAAUAAGCACACGGCCUUCCACGCCCAUCUAUGACCUGAUGGAGAACAAAUAUCAACACUUGUGGAUAGAGCAUCAAAAAGAAGAACGUGAGCGACUUCGACUCAAGUCAAAGGAAAAGCUCAAGAAGGCAAGGAUGCAGGACAACCAUACUACAAUACUCAGGAGAUUCCAACCACGGGAAGACCCAGCCCCUUUGUGGCAGCUGCCUCGUUUUCAGAAGAUUGGACCUCAUCUUGAUACCUUUCCAAGCCAGGAGGCACGUCAAAAAGCUUUUAAUGCCCAGCACUCUGAUGGUAUCGCACGCAGGGGGCUCCGUUGCCAAGGCAUAUACAACAUCAGCUGAAAACUCAAGACAUACGACAAUAAAUAUUGAUUUAUCUUGAUUUUA